AAGUUGCGUUGGCCAUUCAUCCCCCACUUAUGGAAGUGGGAGUCUUCUGGCUGUUUAGGAUAAAUAAAGGCAUCUAUAAUCGUUUUAACGGUUCUUUACAAUCUUUAAGAAAUAUGAAUGAUUUAGAAUCACUUAAUAUUGAAAAUACUGAUAUUGAUCACGGAUUAGAAUAUUUACCUUUAAAAAAGUUAAACGAUUUUCGUUAUUCUUUUGAUAAAAGGCUUAAUUCUCAUAAAGAUUUAGAAAACUCGCAACAGCAGUUGAGUCAAGCCAAUGAAGAAACUGCUAAUAAACAAUUAGAGAUUGAAAUAGAAAAACAACAUUCACAAGACUUAAAUAAUUGGUAUCGUCGCUUAUUAGCAGAUAAUGAUACUGAAUAUCGGGAUAAGUUAGGAAAUGAGGUUUUGCAACUUAAUCAGCAAAAUCAGCAACAGACCGCCGAGAUUGAAAAUUUUGCUAACAGUCUAGAACUAAAUCAGCAACUAACUGGGAAAAUUAUUGAAAAACAAGCUCAAGAGAUAGUAAGUCUAAGAAGCAAAGAUUUAACCAGUCAGAUUGUCAGCAAAGCAAGCGAACUAAAACGACUAAUUUCUGCUAUCAAAAACAAAGUAGGAGCCGGUUUUGCAAAGACAAUUGACCUGCUUUUGAAUGCUCAAAUUGCAAUAAUCAAAGAAGGCGAAAAUAGUGUCUUUAAUCAAGGUCAACUGGCAGCUUGUAGAAGUAUCCUAGAAGGGCAAUUAACCGAUGAAGAAAUUCAACUCCUUUUAAAUAAACAA
Racocetra persica is the source of this 776-nucleotide messenger RNA. NCBI's taxonomy places the organism in Eukaryota, Fungi, Glomeromycota, Glomeromycetes, Diversisporales, Gigasporaceae. The record is from the annotation of a GenBank genome assembly.